Messenger RNA from Penicillium griseofulvum, 1890 nucleotides. RefSeq lists its product as uncharacterized. NCBI's taxonomy places the organism in Eukaryota, Fungi, Ascomycota, Eurotiomycetes, Eurotiales, Aspergillaceae. Gene Ontology annotation, molecular function: protein binding. The transcript has a single exon. The record is from RefSeq and is a predicted model, not a curated record. Bases 1 to 1890 code for a protein of 629 amino acids.
AUGGCCGAUCCACGGUCGGUAGAGCUAGUUGGAUCGCUACCACCGACCGUAUUCAUCGAAGCCCUGCACCUACUCUCUCCAGCUCAUUUUGUGGUACCCUACCGGGAGCUUCACCAUACACUACAUGGGUGGGGUGUGUUGAUGGACGGGGUCAAAACCUUGGAAGCGACGUUCGACAAGUUUACAGAGGAUUUGCUGACGAUCAUUCAAUAUCGAUCCGAAGCCGGACAUCUACCUCAGCUAGCCGAGUACACCCACCUCCUUGACUGCGCCCAGGCUAUGGGGAAUGGCCCCUUAGUCCAGGCGCUUUGGGCUGGAAUGUAUUCCAACGGUGUCACUCCUGACGCAGCGUGCUAUAACCACUAUAUGUCAGGAUUGGUCUGGGACCACUGCUACGUGGGAAAAGAAAAAUACAAUACUCGCAUCGUCCCUUACAGUUACAAAAAGCGGCGCAUGCCAGAUGCGACUCCUGGACAUCGUGGCUACGGAACCGCGGCUUAUAGUACUAAGGGAUCUGUGCUGGAUAUAUUCAGUCAAAUGAGCCAGAGCGGACUUAGCGGCGAUGUGCAGACAUACAUCAAUAUCCUCCUCGCAGCUGCCCGAGUUGGCGACGCGAAAGCUGCCAAGAAUACCCUCAAGGCUGUAUGGAAUGUCGAUGUUGAUGCCAUCAUGACCAAGGAUAACUCGAUGCUGCCACCAAUUACACCUUAUGAAACCUGGUCUGGCCUGUACCCAAAUGAGAAUCUUCUUUUCGCCGUGGCACAUGUCUUUGGUACAAAUAACGACAUGCACGCCGCCAUGAGAACAGUUGACUACAUAGCUUCCUCGUACGACAUCACCAUUUCGGCAAGGGUCUGGUCUGAGUUGCUAGAAAGGACGUUCACUCUCUCCAAACAACACAAGCGGAGACAGGCACAAGAUGGGCGAAAAGGCCAAGUCCCGAGAGACAUGGUCCGUGAAGUGUUCCACAUAUUAAGGACGGAAUACAAUGUUCCUGCAACUGUGCAAAUGUACCGAUUCACAACCCAAACCAACAAACUAGACGGCGAUCUAGAGGCUUGCAAAAGAGACAUGCGUGAAGCAUAUGAUAUUUUGAGCCAAACAAGGAUCAGAAGAAGGGAAGCGAGAGACACCGUCAUGAAAUGUCUACAGCCAAUCUUGGACAGCAUGAGACCGCCAGCGAACGAUCAUGGGGAGCCGAUUUCAGUCGAUGACCAACGACAAAAUGACGUGAAGCCAGACAUGUCACUAUUCCACUGCCCCCUACUCGCCGAAGCCAUCAACACAUACGAUCUCCUCCGACUGGAACUCUACCAGCAGACUUAUCAAUUGCAGCGCAUAGCUUAUUCAAUGAUCAUCGCAAAGAAGUGGAACGACGUAUCGCUGGAAGCCUGGGAGUUCCAAGAACGGCCCAAGUUACUGGAAGAAUGGAAAGACUUUCUGCCAGAGCGUAAUAGCUACGAAUAUACAGCCGAAGAGGGUGGAACAGUCGAAUUUCUUGGCAAAACAACCUCUAAUACUAGGUACAUGAGCCAGUAUGGCCGCGUUCAUGCUCGGCGGGUACCAGAUGGGCCGGAUCUGUUCCAUCCGGUUGAGCCCAAGGUCCUUGAUGAUAGGAUAUUCUGGAAACUCUUGCUCGCUGAGUACCCUCAGCUGGACCCGUCUAUUUCACCGCUCAAUCGCAUCUACACCUUCCAGAUACACCUGAGCACAAAGUUGAAUGAAAAGCUCGAAAAAUUCAAGACGUGGGUUGAUUACCCAGAUGAUCAUCCCUUGUCGCAGAAGAAUAGCCCUGAGGUCGGAAUUUAUGGUCGGAUUCGUGCCCUGGGCCUUACUCAAACCCCCCAUAAGUCUGUAUUCUGGAACGACGGUAAUCCUUGGUGUUCAUAA